Diplodia corticola is the source of this 1812-nucleotide messenger RNA. RefSeq names its product aspartic-type endopeptidase. The transcript is spliced from 3 exons. NCBI's taxonomy places the organism in Eukaryota, Fungi, Ascomycota, Dothideomycetes, Botryosphaeriales, Botryosphaeriaceae. The coding region runs from base 1 to 1812 and encodes 603 amino acids. The record is from RefSeq and is a predicted model, not a curated record.
AUGCGGAGACUGGCGCGCUGUUCGGCUCUGCUGCUUGGCCUCGCCGCUGCGGCAGGCGCCUCGGGGCCAUGGGGCCUUGAAUUCGACAACGAAGGCACCGGCCCUGACGGCCCAUGGACCUACCUGCUCGCCCCCGUCGACUCCCCGGGCCAGGUCCUGGGCUUCUACCCGUCGCUGCUGGAGACGACCAUGAUGGUCAACGCGAGCGUGUGCCAGUACCAGACGGCCCGAUGCGUCAUUCCCAACAUCGCCGCCUGGUCCGGCUCGUCCUCGCACGACAUCUUCAGCAACGCCACCAGCGACGACUUCGCCCCGUCGAAGCUGGCAGACGUCAAUGGCGGCUACGCCGCCGACCUGAUGUCGCUGCAAGGCAGCAUGCGCUACACCACCCAGCGCCUCACUCUCGGCACCACCGACCUCGACGGCCUCGCAAUGGCCAUCGCCGACAACGUGACUGCCGGUUUCCCGAACGGAGACUGGUACACGGUGGGCAUCGGCUACUACUCCCUGUACGGCGGCGACACCUUCACCUACGACGCGCCCGCGGGCACGCAGACGCUGCCGCUCACCCUCUCGCUCGGCUACGAGCGCGGCGUGUACGCGUCCAUGAGCUACGGGCUGCACAUCGGGUCCGUCAUGCACAACAUCACGGGCAAGCUCUACCUGGGCGGCUACGACCGCGCGCGCUGCAUCUCGGACCCCAUCACCGUCUCGGCCAACGCGACCUUCUCCCUCGCCGACGUCUCGCUGGGCGUCGCCGCCGGCGGCUCCGCCUUCCUCAACAACACCUCGUCCGCCUCGUCCAUCUCCGGCCUCCUCCAAACCAACACCUCCUCUUCCUCCUCGUCACUCCCCCUCUCCGCCCAACCCGACCCGGGCCUCCCCUACCUCUACCUCCCCGCCGCCACCUGCGCCGCCAUCGCCUCCUACCUCCCCGUCACCUACGACGCCGGGCUGAACCUCUACCUCUGGAACACCAGCGCGCCCUCCUACCUGCGCAUCGUCUCCUCCCCCCACCACCUGACGCUGCACUUCCACCAGUCCGGCACGAGCGGGCCCACCACCCCCAUCGCCAUCCCCUUCGCCCUCCUCAACCUCACCCUCUCCUACCCGCUCCUCAGCGACCCGACGCCGUAUUUCCCGUGCCGGCCGCACGACAGCGACAGUUCGUCAUCCACGAGCGGGCCGGACGUCGUCCUCGGCCGCGCCUUCCUGCAGGCCGCGCACCUCGCGCAGAACUGGCACACGGCGUCCGUGUGGCUGGCGCAGGCGCCGGGGCCGGCGUUUGCGGCGGAGGAUCUCAAGACGAUUGCGACGGGCGAUGAUGAGCUGACGGAGCAUCCGACGGCGGGGCGGUGGAACGAUACGUGGAGUGGGGUGUUGGAGCCGCUGGAGGGGGAGGCGAAUGGGGGGAGUACGACGGAUUCGGGGAGUGGGAGUGGGAGUGCGAGUGGAUCGGCGUCGGAGGGGGGGGAGGACGGCGGUGGUGGGGGGUUGUCGGCGGGGGCGAAGGCCGGGGUUGGGGUGGGUGUGGCGGUGGGGGCGGCGGCGUUGAUUGGGCUUGUGGCGGGGGUGGUUUGGAGGCGGAAGCGGAGGGGUGGUGCGGGUGGGGGGUUCGGCGGGGGCGGUGGUGGUGGUGGUGGUGGGCGGAGGCCGAAUAUGAAGGGGGAGCGCGUGGCGAGCGUGGCGGAGCUGCCGUCGGGCGGGGGGCAUGUCAGGUAUGCGCCCGUGGAGCUGGAGGGGGGCGAGGUGCAGGAGAUGCCGGCGGAUGGGAGGUAUGGUGGUGGGGUGAAGGAGAUGCCGGGGAGGUAA